Molecule: messenger RNA, 324 nt
Organism: Fusarium sp. VM40
Lineage: Eukaryota; Fungi; Ascomycota; Sordariomycetes; Hypocreales; Nectriaceae
Source: the annotation of a GenBank genome assembly
AUGAGCUCCUCCAUCCAGACUCUCUGCCGCGGUGCCCGCACUGCUCCCCGUGCUCUCCGUCUUGGCCUCACCCAGACAAGACGCCUGAGCACCACAGACCCCAGCCGCAGCGUCUCCAACGGCCGCGACACUGCUGUUCAUGACCCUAUCAUGGACAAGUUCUGGGGUGCCAGCGUCAACGUUUCCGCGUCUUCCGCCACCACCACCAACACCAACAACAUGUCUACCUCAUCCAGCCGCGACCCUCCCCUGGGAACCAACGCUUUUGAGCCCUCUUCAGCUCCUCGUUGGUCCGGAAUCUCCAUCCCCGCCGGCCGUCAAUAG